CCGGUCGGCUCAGUGGGCGUGUCUCCGGCCGCGCCGGAAGCGCUGUCCUCCUCUCGGUCCGUGUCUUGCUGCGGCCUUGUAUGUACGGUGAAGCCUGGAGCUGGAGUAGUCGUCUGCGCGAAAUCCGCUGUUUUGGGGGGAGGGCGAAGGGAUGGGGGGGAGCCAGGGCCCCGUGUGACCCCCACCUCCGGGGAGCUGUUGUGGGAUAGGACAAGAUGGAGGACACUUAAGGCCAGAGUGCGGGCGAGCUUGUUCUGAUGAAGAACAGAUUUACUGGCUGGAUCACCAGGUGACAAAGGAAAGAGAGCCUUAAAAAAAAAACCGAAUACAGCCACCACAUCUAAAAAUUGUGACGAUGCUGCAUCUUCGACCACACACUUUACAUGUAUAGUCUGGACAUCUCAUUUUGUUUCGGCCUUUAGUAAAAGUGUUGCACCAGGUUCAGGCUGGAGAGGAGGGAGGCCGGCAUCACCACCUGGAACACUACAAAGGCCUCAGGAGGUUGCGUACACUUAAGAUGUCCUUGAGCAGUGGCGCACCAGGAGGGAAAGGUCUGGACACAAAUCCUGUGGAGACCUAUGAUAGUGGUGAUGAAUGGGACAUCGGUGUGGGCAAUCUAAUUAUUGACUUGGAUGCCGAUUUAGAAAAAGACCAGCAGAAGCUUGAAAUGUCAGGAUCUAAAGAGGUGGGCAUGCCAGCCCCUAAUGCAGUGGCCACUCUACCUGAUAACAUUAAAUUUGUGACACCUGUACCUAGUGGCCAAAGCAAGGAAUCAAAGUCAAAGUCGAAGAGGAGUAAAAGUAGCAAAGAUGGAGGAAGGAGCAGUCAGACUUCUUCUGGACUUUUCCCAGCAGGGGAUGCGUGUAAAAAAGAAGUGUCAGGACGUUCAGCAGAAAAUGUGGGCAGCUCAGGAAUUCCCACUUCCACAGCAACCCCCUCAAAAGUGGGAGAAAAAUCUGGCAAGGCUGCCCGGAGCUCAUCUAGCUCUAAAAAGGAAAGCGGCAAGGCCAAAAAGGACAAGAACGAAGUACCAGGGGCAAGUGGUGAGAAAGAACCCCUUGGAGUUUUGCAGACACCCCCUGGAGUGGGGGGUCGGGGUACAACUGUACAAGAAGCUAUGGGGACUGCAGUAGAGCAGCUGGGUGGGGGCAUUGCCACAGACAGUGGAAGUGCUUUGAGUGUUAUAAAAACAGAGAACGAGGAUACUGAAAUAGAUAAUCGUGGAUUGAAAAAAGUCAAGACAGAAAUGAUGGAGUCUCCUGUGUGUGCGUCUACGGGGCUUCCUCUACAUCUGCUAGUCCCAAUGGUGAACAGUGACAUUUCCUCUCCAUGUGAGCAGAUUAUGGUACGCACAAGAUCUGUUGGUGUUAACACCAGUGAUGUUGCUCUAGCCACUGAGCCAGAAUGUCUUGGACCAUGUGAACCGGGCACCAGCGUGAACUUGGAAGGCAUUGUAUGGCAGGAGACAGAAGAUGGUAUGCUGGUAGUAAAUGUAACUUGGAGAAACAAGACCUAUGUUGGCACACUGUUGGAUUGCACACGGCAUGAUUGGGCACCACCUAGAUUCUGCGACUCUCCCACCAGUGACUUGGAGAUGCGGAAUGGACGGGGUAGGGGUAAACGCAUGCGUCCAAGUAGCAACGCUCCCAUUGCAGAAAGCACAUCAACUGCUGAUGGUAAAGGUGCGAGCAGUAGCAGCAGUAGUAGCAGCAAGACUCGCGCUGGAGCAAACAACAAAGGGAGACGAGGAAGCCAGAAUUCAGGAGAUCAUCGUCCACCACCUUGUAAUACAUCAGAGGAUAUAAAGGCUAGCCCUACAUCUGCUAGCAAGCGAAAAAGCAAGCCCCCAUCUGACAUUGAACUUACUUCAAGCUCAGAAGAUUCCAAAGGAAGUAAACGUGCUCGCACAAAUUCCAUGGGAUCUUCAUCUGCCCCAUUGGCUGGAUCCUUGCCUUUAACUGUACCAUUAAGCACUAUCAAGGUAGAGCCAGUUGCACUGGAAAGAAAUUGUUCUUCACCAAUUUUAAUAGAUUGUCCACACCCUAACUGUAACAAGAAAUACAAGCACAUUAAUGGCCUGAAAUAUCAUCAGGCUCAUGCACACACAGAUGAUGACAGUAAGCCGGAGGCAGAUGGAGAUAGUGAAUGUGGUGAAGAGCCUCAUAUUCACCUUGAUAUGGGUGGCUGCAAUGGUACCUUUCCUUCUCAGAAAGGUUCUCUCUCCCCUGCCAGAUCUGCUACACCCAAGACUCGUUUAACUGAACCACAAAGUCCUACACUUUCUUCCAAGCUUGGAAGUAAAGGAUUAUGCAAAAAGAAACUGGGUACCGAAGGUGACACUGACCCUGGAGCACUUUCUAAUGACGGUUCAGAUGAAGGCCCCAUGGCAGCAGAUGAUACGAGCAAUGAUGGUUUUGAGUCACAGGAAAAACGAAUGGGGGAAAAAGAUGCAGCCAAGAAAGGCAAUGGGAAUAACAAACAAGAUAAAUUGACUUCCUCAAAAAGUGUAAAGUCUGCCCGUCCCAUUGCUCCUGCUUUGGUUCCACAACAGAUGUAUACCAUUCAGACGACCAACUUCACCGCUUCAAGUCCUGGAUCAUCAUCUGGCCUCCCUCCUACAGUAGUACAAACCAUGCCUACUAGCCCACAACUUAAGCCCAUACAGCCCAAACCAACAGUUAUGGGAGAGCCGCCUAUUAUAAAUCCAGCAUUAACUCCAUCGAGAGAUAAAAAGAAAAAGGAUAAAAAGAAGAAAGAGCAAAGGGAUGAAGAUAGUCCUGGAUCUACCAUGAAAGUUGGGCGUCCUGAAGAUGGGAAAAGUCCUUAUGGAGAAGCAGUCACAGAUUCUUCAACUAAAUGCGAUGGACUUUCUAAUGGAUCUGAUUCUCACCAGAGCCGCCUUGCCAGCAUAAAGGCUGAGGCUGACAAAAUCUAUAGCUUCACAGACAAUGCACCCAGUCCCUCUAUAGGUGGAGGAGGAGGUACUUCAAACCGAAUAGAAAACCCUAGUCCUAAUCAGCCUAUGACACCACUACAUGUUGUGACCCAAAAUGGGGCAGAAGGGACUUCAGCUAAAACGAAUAGUCCUGCUUACUCUGAUAUUUCUGAUGCAGGAGAAGAUGGAGAAGGUAAAAUGGAGGGGACAAAGGUCAAGGAUCCAGAGCAGAUGGUGAAGGAAAGUGCCAAAAAGUCCCUUUUUCCACCUCAGCCCCAGAACAAAGAAUCCCCAUACUACCAGACAUUUGAAACCUAUUAUUCUCCAAACUAUGCACAUUCCAGUCCUGGUCCUGUUGCCAUGACUCCUACUGGUCAAACUACACCAGAAAGUCAGCCACUUAAAGUCAAGAAAGAGGAAGACUUGGAAGUUACUGAAGUAAAAAUGAAGGUGGAGCAGCAGGAGGAAAAAAAGCCAGAACUUAGCACAAGCCAGCAGCAACCGUCAGUCAUCCAACAGCGUCCCAACAUGUACAUGCAGUCGCUCUACUAUAAUCAGUAUGCCUAUGUGCCUCCUUAUGGGUAUACUGAUCAAGGGUAUCAUGCCCAUCUACUUAGUACUAACCCAGCAUAUAGACAACAGUAUGAGGAGCAUCAGAAACAAAGGCAAAACCUUGAACAGCAGCAGCAACGUAGCAUUGAAAAGAAAAACGAGAUGGCCAUGAGGGACAGAGAGGCCACUUUAAAGGAAGAAUGGAAGCACAAGUCUUCAGUACCUCCUACACUCACAAAAGCUCCAAGUUUGACAGACUUAGGGAAGUCAUCUUCCAGUAAGCCUAAGGAGCUAGGACCAGUGCCUGACCCUGGCAAAUCUGUGAUUAUUCCAAAGCCUGAGGAAUCUGUAAAAAUGUCAGUGCAGCAGCCAGAGGGAUUAAAGACAAAAAUACUGGAAGGAGCAGGACACACAGUAAAAACUCCAGAACCUCCCAAACCUGUAAGCGAAUGUAAUAGACAGACUGGUCUAGACCCUGUUCUUUGGUAUAGACAGCAGCAGGAGGCAGAAUCGCGCAUGUGGUCCUAUGUCUAUCCAAAGUACACAGAUGCUUUAAAAGCAGACGAUGAAAGAUGGAAAGAAGAACGGGAGAGGAAGGUCAAGGAAGAGCGGAGCCGCAGCAAGGAAGCUCCCUCGAAAGAGGACAGCAAAGAAGGUGUUAAUUUGGAAGUGAAGGGACCACAAGCAACGGAGGACCUCCGUGUUCUGCCUAAGGAGCACCGUACCAGUACUCAUGUUCCUGUGUCAUCGCCACUUACUCAACACCAGUCUUAUAUCCCAUAUAUGCAUGGCUAUACCUAUAGUCAAGCUUAUGACCCCAACCAUCCAAGCUAUCGUGGAAUGCCAGCAGUCAUGAUGCAGAACUACCCAGGUUCUUAUCUCUCCUCCAGUUAUCCUUUCUCCCCAUAUGGCAACAAAGUUUCUGGUAGCGAUGAAUCUGAGAAAUCCCGAGCCAGUCCAAGUGUCAGCUGUAAACCCACCUCUGAAUCCAAAGCACUUGAUAUUUUACAACAGCAUGCUAGCCAUUACAAAAGCAAAUCUCCAACGAUCACAGAUAAAUCUCCCCAGGACCGUGAUCGAGGGGGCUGCAGUUUAUCAGGUGCUUCUUCAGCAGGUGGUUGCAGUAGUAUGGGAACACCAGACCGAGGUGUAAGUGACAGGAGUUCAGAAAGGCCCCGAACCUCCCCAUCCCAAAGGUUAAUGUCCUCGCACCAUCACCACCAUCAUCUUGGCUACUCCCUUUUGCCUGGCCAGUAUCAACUGCCAUAUGGCGCAGGUUUGUCAUCUUCACCCAUUGUAGCAAGUCAGCAGGGUUCCGCUCCAUCACUUUACCCACCCCCGCGGAGGUGAAAAUUAUAAAAAUCUUUGUCAAGGUCCCUGUCUACACAAGUCAUGUGACUGGAUCACAGGACACAUCUGGAUGAGUUGGCGCAGUUGUAUGGUGUUUCCACCAAGGGCUCCUCAGUACCUCUUCAGAUCCAGGACACACAAGUCUAAUUGUUGACCCUCCAAAAGCUCAGCUCUCCUCCUCCUAUUCUAUGGAGACCUGGUUUUGCAAAACAUGACUGUAUUUAUUCUUGCAUUUCUCCAGUGAACUGGGCCGUGAGGAGAAGACUUAACCUUUUUGAUAGUGCAUCUGAGUGCACAGCUUCAAACACCUCAGUUUAAAUUGUGAAACAUUCAAGGUCGGGAAAAUGCAUCCCGUGCCUACAGACUUUGGUUAAAUGUUAUUUUCAAGUUAUGACGAGUUUGUUUCUGUCCCGUUGACACUCCAUCAACCAUGGAUCAUCAGUUUAUAGAUUUGUUUUGACCACAUGCUCAGGCAUCUGAUUUUCACAGGUUACGCAGGUCAAGAGAGGGUUUUGCAUACAUGACAUCUACAUAAUAUGGGGGUAUUCGGUUUUGUUUAAAACAUUCUGGGAAUGAUUAUUCUGGAGCUGUUUAUUUUCAAUCUCAUUCAGUUCCUUAUUUCUCGUUUUCUGAUCUGAUAUCUGCAUUUUGUCAUGGCAGUUACUAGAACUUGGUGUUUUGUGCUACAAUGGCCAACCGCCUAGAGAUACAGAGGGUAUCCUUUUUGUGCACCCACAGGCUAAAAGGUAAUGUCACUUUGCACUGUUGGAGCAGUUCUGGUGCACUAAUCAACUUGUCCCCUCCAAUGCUUUUUCUUCUUAAUCGAACAACACAAAUAAUAACCACAAAGCUCUUAACCUCUGUUUUGAUAAUCCCCUAAAAAAUCUGACAAAUAAAAUAGUUUUGAUUAUAUUUAUGCGGCGGCAUGAAGACAUUGAUGUAACAAUUCAGGACUCCCAGUUAUGCCCCUUGGCUGUGUAUAAUGUGCGUGUGUAUAUACCUGGUAAGGUUAUUUGUAAGACACUAAUCUUAAAAUGGGGAGAUAUAUUUCACAUGUGAAUUUUAGAUCUGUUUAACCACUAAAUAUGUCAGGAUGCUUGUCUUGAAUCGGCAAGAAAAGCCCCACUGGGUGGCCUUCCUUUAAUAUUUCAAAAUAUUUUUUAUUAGAGAGCAUGCAAAGUACAUUGUGUACGCGUUUAUCUGCAGGAGAUACAUGUUCUCAUACAUGAGAAUGAUAAAACCUGUAAGGAUUGUGUCCCUCGGUUAAAAAGAUGCACUUUGUUGAAUUCUGGGUUGUGUUUACAGGUACACUUAUUUUAGAUGGCAACAAUAAAAGUUUGUGACUCUAGGAAAGCGAUCAGCACAUAUGAGAAAUCCCUUUGUGGCCACAGGGAGUAAAAUUAAUUUAAAUAUCUAUAAGUAAAAUCCCAGAUGAGUCAUGACCUUCAUUAAGUGUCUUAUAAAUGUAAAGUCAAACUUUCCCCUGUAGAUACAGUUAUGGGAAAUUAUAUUUAGGUGAAAGAAAGUAGGUUUUUCAGUCGAGCGCACCGUACUUUGAGAAUGCAGAAGAUGACAUACAGUUGUCAUUAUGGGGUCAUCCAGACUGCUGCUAUUUUCCAACAGCUCGUUGGUACUGUAACCAUCUAUGUCUAGUACUCUGUCUUCUGCCAGCAAAACUGUCUCAGUGACCUUUCUGUUCUUGGUUCAGUUCAACUUCAUUUAUCUGGGACUGUCCAGUUGUUCUUUUUUUAAUGCAAUGUUAAAGGGGAUUAUUCUCAGAGAGUCAUGUCAAUCUCCCACCACCCUAUAAAGAUGCACAGUGAUAUCGGAAAAUUUUUUAGGCAUCAACUCUCUGGUAGUGACACCUCUUCAUACCAAGAGGUGAUUUGAAGGAAUUUCAAUAAAAAUACAAAAAAAAAUGUAUUUAACCCUUUCUGGAAGUUUUCCAAUAAAGUUCUUUUGUAUUGCUUGGUUGUAAACAGAACUUAUUGUAUAUGAAAUAAACUUUACCCCUUACACCUUGAAUGUGGGUGAUUGGGGAACAAAAUCCUUCUCACCUUGGCAACCCUCGUACGUAUCUGUAUAAAGAUGUAAAGUUAUAUUUCUGUUAUGUAGCUAAUUUUUAUUCUUUUUUUUGCAUACCGAUUUUAAGUCUUUGUGGCAAAGUUGAUUUUUUUUCUUUCAGUUUUAAUGAAAAAAAAAUACACAAGUUUGUAUUACG
Messenger RNA from Rana temporaria (common frog), 7058 nucleotides. RefSeq names its product zinc finger protein 609 (gene ZNF609). Gene Ontology annotation, cellular component: nucleus. NCBI's taxonomy places the organism in Eukaryota, Metazoa, Chordata, Amphibia, Anura, Ranidae. Gene Ontology annotation, biological process: regulation of transcription by RNA polymerase II. The transcript has 11 exons. The coding region runs from base 518 to 4837 and encodes 1439 amino acids. The record is from RefSeq and is a predicted model, not a curated record.